Messenger RNA from Sphaeroforma arctica JP610, 1889 nucleotides. RefSeq lists its product as hypothetical. NCBI's taxonomy places the organism in Eukaryota, Ichthyosporea, Ichthyophonida. The record is from RefSeq and is a predicted model, not a curated record. The coding region runs from base 48 to 1889 and encodes 613 amino acids. The transcript has a single exon.
GUAUGGCUGCUUUUGAGGUUCAUAAAGAACGUAAAUAAAUCAACGACAUGGUUAUAAAUCGUACCAAUGUGCUGCGAAAGGUACUUCCAACAAGUGUGUUAUUGUAUUGUAUAUACGAGAUAGCCUGUCACCAACAGGCAUUUACCAACAAUGUAGAGAUUACUGUGCUGCAAGAUUUUAUUUCCCCCAGACGUGAAAUAUUGUCACUUACACGCCCGACUGAAUACUUUGAGCCCAGAUACAUAUAUAGCGAUGAUUUGCCCGCCGCAUCGAUCACACAGUUAGAUCUCACUUGUCCGAAUGAGCAAAAUAAUUCACAAAUCACUUUCAGUGACGUGCUCGACAACAUAAAUGAAUUGGACGACAACGCUGCAAAAGUCAUUUGCAAGUUGGUAAUACAUGAUAACGAAUUGGGGGAUGUAUAUAGAAAUGUGAUCGUGUCACAACAUGGUGGUGCAACCCGAGCAGCCAAGCUAAAAUCAUUCACACUGAAGUUCGUCGAAGGUGAAGAGAGAUGGCGGGAUCUGGAGAUGCUAGUACUAAAGAAAGACUCGUCUGACAAAAGUGGAUUACGGUCAAAGAUAUUGUUUGAUGCAUUUAAGGAGGUGCCAAGCUUCAAUUCACUGAGGACCAAUUUCAUGGAACUCUCUGUAUCAAUUGAAAGAACCGAUGGCAGUGUGAAAAAUCUGGACUAUGGAAUAUAUAUCAAUUUCGAGCCUGUUAACGAAGGCUUUGUGAACAGACGUAAUUGGCGUGGACACGGAAAAUUCAAUCUUUACAAACUUGUGCACUGGGAUAUUGAAUACGAUCCUCGCCUCUUGCCAAAUACAGAUCCUGAGUACAAUGAUACUUUGUUCAGAGAGGUGAUGGACUAUGAAGGGAAUGAUGGCCAUAACAUGCUAGUGGAAAUGAUGCUCGCUAUUAACAAAGCCACCGAUGAUGAAUUACCGGAUGUCUUGCGCGAGUGGUUCGAUAUGGACAAUUUGUGCACAUGGGUAGCAAUUACAUUUGCUAUAUGUGGGGAUUGGGACCACAGAGGCAACAAUAUGGCCUUGUUUACAAAUGACAAACUUCGGAAAUUCUACUUCCAACCGUGGGAUUACGAUAAAAGUCUGCGCACGAGUGUGCGACAUUCCCGGAUGGACAUUUCUAUGUCACCAUUGAAUAAUCAUUAUCUAUUCCGCCGGAUCUUGGUAUCGAUGCCCAUCGAAUUCAUGGCAUUGGUGUGGGAUAAGGUACAAUUACUGACUGCAGAUGGAGCACCCUUCUCGCACGAAUCGUUGAAAGCGAAAGCGGAUGAAUAUGCUUUGGCCACCGCAAAGUAUAGUGAUCCAAACGCCGUUGAUGCUCGAUAUGUUUCUCGCGUUAAAUGGCAAGAGCAUGAAGAUGAUUUUUUUGGAUUGCUCCAUAAUAAUCCCCCGCAUUGGAAUUUUAACAAUGAGGUGCCUACCAGUGUGUCAAUGAAUAACGGAGGCAAGCUUCGAAUUACUGAUGACAGUGAUAUAUACACCAUCAAGCUCAAACCUGCUUUAUCCCCGAGAGGUUUAGAAGUAGAGCAUCAAAUUGUGCUCCACCGCGACUUCGACCCCGUUGUGACUCACUGGUAUCAUGCACCUGAGAAUAUCAUAUAUAAAUCUAAAUUCGUGAACCUUGGAAGAGUUGUUGGCUCUAUCAAGGCACGAUUCUCCAUUGGAGAUGAGAUUCUUUCUCGAUGCUUCAACAAAAUGUAUAGUGGCUGUUGGGUCAACAUACACUCGCGAGACAGCGAGGGGCGACUAGGCAACUAUGCCGCGCGGCCAAUGUAUCUGGGUGCGCACAAGUUACACAGCUCGCGAGAAGACGCUAUAAAUGCAAACGUAAACGAUAACACACGGGAUGAAGGAUUAUGA